Messenger RNA from Condylostylus longicornis, 3891 nucleotides. Its product is annotated as splicing factor 3B subunit 3-like. Gene Ontology annotation, cellular component: U2 snRNP; nucleus. The record is from RefSeq and is a predicted model, not a curated record. Gene Ontology annotation, biological process: mRNA splicing, via spliceosome. NCBI's taxonomy places the organism in Eukaryota, Metazoa, Arthropoda, Insecta, Diptera, Dolichopodidae. Gene Ontology annotation, molecular function: U2 snRNA binding; protein binding. Bases 1 to 3891 code for a protein of 1296 amino acids. The transcript is spliced from 24 exons.
AUGAGUGAUAUUGCUAGACCUCCUCUUUAUUCCCUGCAUCAACAAUUUACACCACUGAGUGAGAUCCAUCAACAAUUUACACCACUGAGAUUUCUGAUAUCGACGGACGAAUCUACCAUAAAUCAUAUAAGGAUGCAACUUUACAGUCUAACGCUUCAGAAGCCAACCGCAGCGACGCAUGCCAUUCAGGGCAACUUCUCUGGGCCGAGAGUCCAUGAAGUUGUUUUGGCUCGAGGCCGGGUGUUGGAACUUGUUCGACUUGAAGACCGUAAAUUGAGAUCAAUCUGGAGUUCAGAUGUUUUUGGGAUAAUCCGAUCAAUCACAACAUUUCGACUGACAGGAAGUCCCAAAGACUAUCUUGUUGUUGGGUCUGACAGCGGACGGAUCGUCGUAUUAGAGUUCAACUCAACCAAGAAUUGUUUCGACAAAGUCCACCAGGAGACCUUCGGAAAGUCCGGCGUGAGACGAGUCGUUCCGGGCCAAUAUCUAGCUGCGGACCCUAAAGGGCGUGCUGUGAUGAUUGGAGCGAUUGAAAGAUCUAAAUUUGUUUAUGUUCUUAACCGCGACGCGUCUAGUAAUUUGACGAUUAGUUCUCCAUUAGAAGCGCACAAAUCACAUCAAAUUUGUUUUGGAAUUACCGGAAUCGACGUCGGAUUUGAAAAUCCUGUUUUUGCUUCUAUUGAGCAAAAUUAUGAAGCGGCAGAUAAACCGUCCAAGGCGACGGACGGGGAAUUCGAAAGACCGCCUAAGGGAGUUUCAUUUUGGGAAAUGGAUUUGGGACUCAACCAUGUGAUCAAGAAAUGCACGCUGCCAUGCGACGACUCAGCGCAUCUUUUGAUUCCCGUUCCGGGCGGAUCUGGACAAGAUCCCGGACCAAGUGGCGUUCUUGUCUGUUGUGAAAACUUUGUCGUCUACAAAAGGCCAGAUCAUCCCGACGUGGCUUGUGCAAUUCCUCGACGUCUAGAAAUGGCUCAAGAUGCCAAGAUGGUUGUCUCUUGCUUCGCCAUGCACAAGUUACGCAAUUUUUUCUUCUUCCUAAUUCAAACAGACUACGGGGAUCUCUACAAAAUUGAACUGACUCACGAAGAACAGGGAGAAAGGAGAGUUGUUGUUGAGGUCGUCGUUCGCUACUUGGAUUCAAUUCCUGUUGCGAACGCCAUGUGUGUUCUCCGAUCUGGCUAUUUAUUUGUAGCCGCUGAAUUUGGGAAUCAUCUGUUGUAUCAAUUCACUGGCAUUGGUGGAGAUCCAACUGAUCCACUUUGUACAUCCAACCAUCCAAGUGGCGCUGAUUGCACAGUUGCUUUUAAAUUGAGGUCCUUAAAAAAUUUAACUCUCGUCGAACAAAUGAACAGUUUAAGUCCAAUUACAGACAUGAAAAUUUUGGACGCGCUUGGCGAAGGCCAUCCGCAGAUUUUCGCUGCCUGUGGACGGGGACCUCGUUCGUCUCUCCGCGUCAUUCAGCACGGAUUGUCCGUCGAGGAACUUGCAGACAAUGAGCUUCCCGGGACUCCCUUGGCUGUUUGGACUUUGAAGGAAACGAACGAGUCGUUGCAUGAUGGAUUCAUCAUUGUCACAUUCCCAGAUACCACGUUGAUUUUGUCAAUUGGUGAAAAUGUUGCUGAAGUCUCUGAUACAAACUUUCUGCAAAAUGUUUCCUCUCUUCAAGUUGCACUGAUGAUCGAUGAUUCCCACAUUCAGGUUCAUGAAAACGGGAUCAGGCAUUUACAAACAGGAAAAAGAGUGAACGAGUGGAGAACGUCGCAAGGACGUCGAAUCAUCGCUGCGACGUCAAACGCUAGACAGAUCUGCAUUGCAAUGACGGGAGGGGAAGUUGUUUCAUUUGAGAUCGAUGAGUCACACACAUUAACCGAAAUGAGUCGCAAAACAGUCGAUUAUGAGAUCACAGCGCUUUCUGUUCAACCGACUCCAACGGGAAGAACACGAGCGUCCUUUUUGGCAAUUACUGGUUUGGACAACACUGUAAGAAUCUUUGAUCUCGAUCCUGAAGCUGAACUGAGACAACUUGCACUGAUGGGAGUCCCAAAUGACGCCCAUGCCGGAAGUGUUUGUUUGUGGCAGUUUGAGACGAAGGAUUCUUCAGGUGUUGCUGUAUCGCAGUUGUAUCUAUAUGUUGGAUUGGAAACUGGUGUUCUUCUACGUGCAACAGUGGAUCGUGUAACUGGCGAGCUAACAGAUCAAAGAACUCGAUUUUUAGGGCCGUCCCCAAUCCAGUUGCAUCGAGUGAACUUGGGAAAGCUUUCCGGUUCAGGCGCUUCAACAGCAAUGAUUGCGCUCUCUACACGUCCCUGGUUGUGCCAUUAUUCAAGCCAAAAUCGUGUACAAUGCGCCCCGCUUCAUUAUGGGAAGUUGGAAUUUGUAUCCUCAUUCUCUUCUGAACAGUGUCCCGAUGGCUUUGUUGCGGUGUCUGGUCGCGAUUUAAGAAUUUUUCAAUGCAGUGCCAUAUCGGGUGCUUUCUCGCAAACUACUAUCCCCCUCAGUUAUACUCCCAGGAAGCUUUGCGUUCUUCCACCACCGUCCCAAGCAAUGGACGGAAUGUUAGCAGCAAGUCUGGGACCCCCAGAAAGCCCUAUUCCUCCCAAUCAAGCAGUAUUAGCGGUGGUCGAAGCGGACCAUGGUGUUUACGAUGAAGCAACAAGGAAAGAGAUCGCGUCUGCAUUAAAACGAAUCGAUAUGACCGAAGCGGACGAAGCGAAAGAUGAAUCGGAUGACAUGGAAAUUAAAGAGACGGAUGAGGGCGGUGAAGCGGAAGCUGAUAUUCCAGAGGAGCAAGUUGGGACAUUCCGUGCGGGUCCUGGGAAAUGGGGAUCCUGCGUCCGGGUGGUUCACCCACUUACAUCGAAAACGAUUUGUAAAUAUUCAUUGGAUGUGGAUGAAGCGGCCUUCUGCUCUGUUGCAUGUCGGUUUUGGGAAUUCGAUUCUCCGUGUUUGGUCGUUGGAACAGCCUAUAACAUGACACUCAGACCAAGGAAUUGUCCCAAGGCAAGCAUCAAAGUCUUCGCUUAUAAUUCGGACUACAAGCUCCAUUUGAUCCACUCGACUCCAGUUGAAUCCGCUCCUCUUGCUCUAUGCGCUUGGGAUGGAAGAUUGAUUGUAUCUCUCGGCAAAAAAAUACGAAUCUAUUCGCUGGGAAGAAGACGGUUACUGAAAAAAUGCGAAUUCAGAGCGAUUCCUGAAGCAGUCAUAUGGCUCCGUGUUGUGAAAGAUCGUAUCUUUGCGGGGGACGUGCGCGAAGGGUUCAUGGUGCUGAAAUAUCGCUCAUCCGAGAAUGCGUUGCACGUGAUAUCUGAGGAGUCCCGACCUCAUUGGCUUACGUGUGGGGAAGUUCUCGAUUAUCAUACAGUUGUUGGAGGUGAUAAGUUUGAUUCUCUGGUGGUUGCGCGAGUUUCUGACUCUGUUAAAGAAAUUGAUGCUGGAGGGUUGGGGGGAUAUACCACAUUGAGGCUGAGGGGGGACACUCCGUACCUGACCACUGAGUGUCCAAAGUUUGAAUAUGUCUCCAAUUUCCAUGUCGGCGAGACUCUAACAGCUUUACAAAAAGCAACGUUAACUCCGGGUGGUGCUGAGGCGGUGGUUUACUCCACAGUCUUAGGCUCCAUUGGAGCAUUCCUCCCUCUGCUGACCAAAGACGAGACGGAUCUUCUUCAGCAUCUAGAGAUGUCUAUGCGAUCUGCCCUGCCGCCUUUAUGCGGUCGUGAGCAUGUGACAUUUCGGUCAUAUUACACCCCGUGCAAGAGCGUGAUUGAUGGAGACCUAUGCGAACAAUUUCAAAAUCUCCCUCCACAGCAACAAAAAUCGGUAGCACAGGAAGUAUCAAGAACUCCAUUAGAAAUUAUGAAGAAGCUUGAAGAAUUAAGGAACCGUCUUCUGUAA